Messenger RNA from Ipomoea nil (Japanese morning glory), 1630 nucleotides. Its product is annotated as transmembrane protein 53. The transcript is spliced from 4 exons. The record is from RefSeq and is a predicted model, not a curated record. Bases 158 to 1351 code for a protein of 397 amino acids. NCBI's taxonomy places the organism in Eukaryota, Viridiplantae, Streptophyta, Magnoliopsida, Solanales, Convolvulaceae.
CAAAACUUUCGUACCAUUGGUCCACUGAAAUUUCCAAUUUCUUACUCCGUAUUUCAGUUUUCGGCAUGAAUGAUGCGUUCGAUAACGACGCCGCAGUCGCGCCAAAGUCUUCUUCACAUCGCCUUAACUAUUUCUGUUGAUCACAUCGCCGACGGUGAUGGAAGCCACCCUUCGACUAGCCGCCUCCUCCCACCGCCACAUCUCCGUCCCUCUCCUCCUCCGAACCCCUUCUCAGAGCUUCUCCCCCAAACAUAUUUCCACAAUUCCACAUCGUCACCGUCCAGCUUCAGCAUCCCGUCUCUCACUUUCCACGUACAAUGGCCUCCAUAUUGGCAAAUCGUCGAACGCCUUGCCUUCAAUCCCUUCAUCCCCGCUGCUUUCCCAUUCGCAAAUUCUCAGUUCCAUAUUCUCCUCCGACCGUUUCGCCCGUAUUUCUUCUAACCCCAAAGGCACGCCCCUCGAUUGGCAUUUCGCUUCGGAUGGCGAAAAGGGGCGCGGAAUUCGGGGUCUGGGAAAGGACGGCCCGGUGGUGACUGUGGUCUUGCUGGGUUGGCUUGGGGCGAAGCCUAAGCACUUGAGGAGGUAUGCGGAGUUGUAUAAUUCCAAGGGUAUUCACGCGGUUACGUUCGUAGCUUCGGUGAGAGAUGUCCUUUCGUUCGAUUUAGCGAGGAAACUCGAGGAGAGGGUUGUAUCAGUGGCUCAUGAGCUCGCAUCGUGGGUGUCGCAGUCAGAGGAGGAUGGCCGUGAACGGGUCUUGAUCUUCCAUACUUUCAGCAAUACCGGCUGGCUUGCAUAUGGUGCCAUUCUUGAUAAUUGGCGGGGCCGAAAGGAUCUAUUGGACAAAAUCAAGGGAUGUGUUGUUGAUUCAGGAGCAGACCCACACAUAGACCCCAAGGUGUGGGCAGCAGGCUUCACUGUGGCACUGCUGAAGAAGCGUAGCUCUUUAGUAGAUCCUGGAGAAGGGAAUGAAUUGGAUUCUCGUUCCUCAAAAAUACAAGAAAAGAAGUCUUCGUUCGUUGAAACCUUGCUUUUAGAUGGAUUUGAAAAACUUUUCUCUAUUCUUCUGAACUUGCCAAAUGAAAAUCGGAGGUUGGUGAAGAUCAUUUCUGCUCUCAUGAAUGACCAGCCACCUUGUCCUCAACUUUAUCUUUAUAGUACAUCAGACAUGGUCAUUCCUUAUCAGUCCAUUGAAUUGUUCAUCAAAGAGCAGUCAGUGAGAGGGAGAAAAGUGUCAUCAUUCAACUUUGGUACAUCUCCUCAUGUAGACCACUACAGAACUUUCCCCUCCACCUAUGCGUCACUGCUGCAGAACUUUCUCGAGGAAUGUUUGGUCAUGGUUAAGAAACCAUAAGGAUCAGUUAACCGAUGACAAGUUAAAUGAUCAUAGAAGUUACAAUUGUCGAGUUCCUAUACUUAGCUGUGAAUUAAAGUGACCAUUGGAAUGUCUGUUAUCAUUCAUCUUGUUGUGACUGGUAAUGAAGCUGUUUAAUUCUCAUUCGGCUGCCCCUUUGUGAGCAGAGAUGGGUGGAACUAUGAAACUCGAACUGUCCUUAAAGAAGACUCUGUUGGAAUAAAUGAAUCAUCCAUUCAUAUAUGAUAUUAAUAAACUUGUACAAUAUCAUUUAGCCAA